CAGCAGUAAGACAUUUAAAGCAUAGACGUCUGGAAGCAACCAGAAGUACAGUACACCAUGGCAGAACCUGAGAAAAGGUUGGCAACUCGUGGGGUGAGAUGCUUUUCCAAGAUCAAGAUGUUUCUGGUGGCAUUAACAUGGGCAUUUGUAUCCAAAUCACUAUCAGGAACUUACAUGAAUUCCAUGCUCACACAAAUAGAGAGACAAUUUGAUAUUCCCACAUCUAUAGUUGGAUUUAUCAAUGGGAGCUUUGAGAUUGGAAACCUUUUAUUGAUUAUAUUUGUGAGUUAUUUUGGAACAAAACUGCACAGGCCUAUCAUGAUUGGUGUUGGAUGUGUGGUUAUGGGCCUAGGGUGUUUCUUAAUAUCACUACCUCAUUUCCUGAUGGGCCGAUAUGAAUAUGAAACAACAAUUUCACCUGCAAGCAACUUGUCCUCAAACAGCUUCUUGUGUUCAGGAAACAGAACCGAGACCUUAAUGCCAACACCUGACCCAAAAGAGUGUGUGAAAGAAAUCAAAUCAUUAAUGUGGAUAUACGUAGUAGUAGGAAAUAUUAUACGUGGAAUUGGCGAAACUCCCAUCAUGCCUUUGGGUAUUUCCUACAUAGAAGAUUUUGCCAAAUCUGAAAACUCCCCUUUGUACAUUGGGAUUUUGGAAACAGGAAUGAUCAUCGGCCCUUUGAUUGGACUUUUGUUGGGAUCCUUCUGUGCAAACAUUUAUGUAGACACUGGGUCUGUGAAUACAGAUGACCUGACCAUUACUCCCACGGAUACGCGCUGGGUCGGUGCUUGGUGGGUCGGCUUUUUGAUCUGCGCAGGAGUGAAUAUCCUCACCAGCACCCCCUUUUUCUUUAUCCCCAAAACACUGCCAAAGGAAGGACUGGAGGAUAACGUGGAUGUGACUAAACGUGACAAAGAAGAGAAACACCAAGGAAGAGCCACGGAGGAGAAGCGUGGACUCACUAAAGAUUUCUUGCCAUUCAUGAAGAGCCUCUCCUGCAACCCAAUUUACAUGCUUUUCAUCCUUAUAAGUGUGCUCCAGUUCAAUGCAUUUAUCAAUUCAUUUACCUUCAUGCCUAAGUAUCUGGAACAGCAAUAUGGAAAAUCAACCGCAGAGAUAGUCUUUCUCAUAGGUCUUUAUAAUUUACCCCCAAUAUGUGUUGGAUAUAUAAUUGGUGGCUUGAUUAUGAAGAAGUUCAAGAUUACUGUCAAGAAAGCUGCAUACAUAGCAUUCUGCCUAUCCCUGAUUGAGUAUCUUCUAUCUUUCUUCAACUUCAUGUGGACCUGUGACAAUUUCCCAGUUGCUGGUUUAACUACCUCUUAUGAAGGAAUUCAACAGUCAUUAUAUGUGGAGAAUAAGGUCCUUGAUGACUGCAACACAAAGUGUGACUGCUUAACCAAAACAUGGGAUCCAGUGUGUGGAGACAAUGGCCUAGCAUACAUGUCAGCCUGCCUUGCCGGCUGUGAGAAGUCUGUCGGAACAGGAAUCAACAUGGUGUUUCAAAAUUGCAGCUGCAUUCGGUCUUCAGGGAACUCGUCUGCAGUCCUUGGGCUGUGUAAGAAAGGCCCCGAGUGUACUGUCAAUCUGCAGUACUAUUUAAUCAUAUCUCUGAUUGGCUGUUUCAUCUACUCUCUAUCAGCCAUCCCUGGGUAUAUGGUUCUUCUGAGGUGUAUCAAGUCUGAAGAGAAGUCACUUGGAAUUGGAUUACAUGCAUUUUGCACAAGAAUAUUUGCUGGCAUUCCGGCACCUAUUUACUUUGGUGCCUUGAUAGACAGAACCUGUUUACACUGGGGAACUCUGAAAUGUGGCAAGCCAGGGGCAUGCAGGAUAUAUGAUAUACAUAACUUCAGGCGCUUUUACCUUGGAUUGCCAGCAGCUCUAAGAGGAUCAAGCUUCUUCCCAGCAGUCUUCAUUCUAAUACUUAUAAGGAAGCGCCAACUCCCCGGGGAAACUGACUCUUCAGGACCUGAACUUCCAGAGAUAAAGCUCACAGAGAAGGAAAGCAAGUGCAUGGAUAUGCACAGAAGUCCUGAGGUUGAAAAGGAUGGAGAACUGAAAACUAAGCUAUAAUGAGGUUUCUAUGGGCCUGCACAAGACCAUAGACAGCGUGUGCAUUUGGCUUCAUUUGAAUAAUAUGAGGUAUUAUAGGAACUCCUUUCUUAUCCUUAAGGACCUCAAAAUUAUUUUACACACUAUAAAAAUAUUUACUGAUAACAUUUUCUGAAACAUUGGGGUAGCACUUGAAAUUUUCCUAGGGAAGACUCUGGUGGCGCCACACCGAACUUUAAAUCUGUCUUUAUUUGCAAACAGCCUUUUCUGUUUUGACUCAAUCAAAACAAGUGUGAGUUUCUCACAUAUCUUCAAAUAGCGUUUAAACUCCCCCAUUCCUGAAACACUAUUUAAUUGAGUUUAUGCUUCCUUGUUGGAGUUAUUUAGAGCUGAAAAUUUACAUCUUGGUUUUGUUGCAUUGAAAUAAUGUGUUUCAAUUUAUCCUACCUCUUUAUCUAUUUAGGAGUUGUCAACUAUUAUUUUUAAGGUCUAGACAUGAUGCUUCAAAAUUAGACUUCUCAUUAAUGUGUCCUCUCUUGUUUUCAGUCCCUUCUUACAUUACUUAUAUCACAUACUUGAUCAUUUUGUUUAGAGCACUGAAAAAUUUAAUUAGGUUAUUUAAAACCAUGCAGCAAAGAUGGUUGGAAGUUUUCCUAGGAUUUCCAAUCUGGUAAAGGAACUCAUUCUUAAAAGCAAAUAUUUGAGGAAUCCAGUCCUUUCCAAGGCCCUUUGUAGAGAGGAGGUUAUGUAUCAUUGUUACAAUGCUUGCCUAGUUUGUGGGAGGCCCUGGGUUCUACAACAAGGUGGACUACUGAUAAUAAUAUAAACUAUAGCGUAAGAAUAAAGGAUAGCUGCAGAUCAGGCGUUCUCAAAAGACUCCUUCCUCAUAUUCAGGCUGUUUCUUUACUCAGAGCACUUGGGUAAUUAAUUUCCAAAAUCAUUUUUAGAGUAAAACCAUUAAAGAGGAGCCAGCUAGAUGGCUCAGUGCAAGGUGACCUUUGCUACCAAGCCAGAAAAGGUGGUUUGAUCCUUGUCCUUUGCUGUCUUCUAUACUUCCCCACCUGCAAACAAGUGAAAAAACACGUAGAAAGCUUUAAAGAGUGACUAUUGCUAUAAAAUUGGGAUUCGUAAAAUUUAAGGCAUCCAAAAAACAAAUUUGAUUGAGAACCGUCCCUCCUGGGCUCAGGCAUUUGGACAUUGGGUUCCAAUUGAUAACUUUCCUUGGGGAGGAUUAGGGAGAACAUCCUUAAUGGAGGAAGUGCAUCACUGGGCUGGGCUUUGAGCCUUAAAAGCCUCACCCUACUUGUGAUUCGCUCUCUGCUUUGUGCUUUGAGGAUGUGAAAUCUGCGCUCCUUGCUCCAGUCACCACACCUGAUGCUUGUUGCCAUAUACCUCCUUGUCAUGAGGGACUUCUAUCCCUCUGGAAUCAUAAGCAAAAAUAAACACUUUCUUGUACACA
Messenger RNA from Phodopus roborovskii (desert hamster), 3508 nucleotides. RefSeq names its product solute carrier organic anion transporter family member 1A5. Gene Ontology annotation, cellular component: membrane. The record is from RefSeq and is a predicted model, not a curated record. The coding region runs from base 58 to 2070 and encodes 670 amino acids. The transcript has 14 exons. Gene Ontology annotation, molecular function: protein binding; bile acid transmembrane transporter activity. Gene Ontology annotation, biological process: transmembrane transport; bile acid and bile salt transport; sodium-independent organic anion transport. NCBI's taxonomy places the organism in Eukaryota, Metazoa, Chordata, Mammalia, Rodentia, Cricetidae.